AGGCCCUGGGAGGAGUCUGUAACUUCAGUUAUUUCCAGGGUUACAUGCCUCUUCUAUCACUCAAGAAGGGAUUUUGCUGGAGUGAAGGUGAAGGAUUUUAACACAGCCUUAGGAGUCUCCCACCAGUUUCGGACCUACUAUUUGUCUUCUCCAACAGCUAAAAUGGUUGAGGCAUUCUGUGCUACUUGGAAGCUGAUUGACAGCCAAAACUUUGAUGAAUACAUGAAGGCACUGGGUGUUGGCUAUGCUACUCGCCAAGUGGGAAAUGUCACCAAACCAACGGUGAUCAUCAGCCAGGAGGGAGACAAAGUGGUGAUAAAGACCCAGAGCACUUUCAAGAACACAGAAAUCAGUUUCAAACUGGGAGAGGAGUUUGAUGAAUGUACAGCAGAUGAUAGGAAUUGCAAAUCUGUGGUGUCCAUGGAUGGAGACAAAUUAGUCCAUGUGCAGAAGUGGGAUGGCAAAGAAACAAACUUUGUUAGAGAAAUUAAAGAUGGAAAAAUGGUCAUGACCCUCACCUUUGGUGAUAUUGUUUCUGUUCGCCAAUACGAAAAGGCAUAGAAUUUUUGGAUCUCUUGAGUUUUUUAUACUUCGGGAUGAAAUGAAGAGCUGUCUUCAGCUGACUACAUCUGAAAUGAAAGUCAUGGAAAGAAAAUGAAGUGCUAGUUAGUGUUUCAACUGCAUGCCACCAAAUUCACAAAAUUUUGCUUUGUAAAUUGUUGCAAGUAAAACUUUUCAAUAAAUUCCUGAAAUUCUUA
This is a messenger RNA of Anolis sagrei ordinatus, 758 nucleotides long. RefSeq names its product fatty acid binding protein 7 (gene FABP7). Gene Ontology annotation, biological process: fatty acid transport. Gene Ontology annotation, cellular component: nucleus; cytosol. The record is from RefSeq and is a predicted model, not a curated record. Lineage: Eukaryota; Metazoa; Chordata; Lepidosauria; Squamata; Anolidae. Gene Ontology annotation, molecular function: fatty acid binding.